Lymnaea stagnalis (great pond snail) is the source of this 6441-nucleotide messenger RNA. The record is from the annotation of a GenBank genome assembly. Lineage: Eukaryota; Metazoa; Mollusca; Gastropoda; Lymnaeidae.
AUGACUUUCCGUCAGCUGGAGGAAACCAUCAACAAGUGGACAACAGAAUUGGAAGAACAAGAAAAAUGUUUUUUGGAACAGGCAACACAAGUCAAUGGUUGGGAUAGAAUUGUUAUGGAAAAUGGAGAAAAGGUAACAUAUGUUGAAGGUUGGGAUAGAAUUGUUUUGAAAAAUAGAAAAUCUAUUUAACACAUGUCAACGAGGCUCCAUGUGAUGCUGAGUUUCCUGUUUGGUUUAUGGUAAAUCAAACAUAUUAUCAUGUAUCAUAAGUUGGCAUGUAUCACAUAUGUUGACACACUCUUGGCAUGUAUCACAUAUGUUGAGACACUCUUGACAUGUCUCAUGUUGACAUGUAUCACAUGUAUUGACACAUCACAUAUGUUGACACAUCACAUCUGUUGACACAUCACAUCUGUUGACACAUCACAUCUGUUGACACACUGUUGACAUGUAUCGUAUAUGUUGACAUGUAUCACAUGUAUUGACACAUCACAUAUGUUGACACACUAUUGACAUGUAUCACAUGUUGACACACUCUUGACAUGUAUGACAUAUGUUGACACAAAGAAAGAUAGUGCAACUUAUUUCAAUGAAAUGUCAACAAUGAAGAUGAGGGAAACAUUUUUCAUUUGUCCUGUUGUUAAUUAUAGUUUGAACUUGAAUUUGUUAAGAAACAGGGUUGAAAAUAUAUACACAUUCAGAUAUUUUUUCAGAUUAAAAAAUAAUAACUUUAAGGUACCAGCAGUUAAUGGAUGGAGACAUUUGAUUGGUUGGGGAACAAAUGUUACACUUGCCCUGAGAGGGGAAGGCGGUGGUGUUGCAUAAGAGAUUUUGAGGAGGGGGAGGGUUGUCUAAAUAUUUAAGUCUAUAAAAUUGACACGGCCACAUUUUCAUAAUAAUAGUGUUGAUGGUAAUAUUGUUGCUUUGCCAGACACGGCAACAGUAAACGUAGCUGCCUUAGUGACAAUUUAAGUCAAUCCUGGCUUUUCUUCUGUGCUGUAUGAUAGAAUUUUGUGACAUACAGAAAUGGAGAAAACCAGAGAAUGCAUUCAUAACUGUCCCAUGCAGCAACAUUAGAUUUUGACAUAUUUUAUUAGGAUCUGAGGGGGGGGGGGCAUUGAAAUCUAUUUUUAGAACCCUCAAAACAGCUGUACAAUUUUUAAUCCCGCCCCCCCCCCCCCCCCCCCCCCCUCCCCCUCCCCCACAUAAAAAUUUUAAGGAUGAAAAUAAAGGAAAAAAAAUGUUUUAUCAAUUUCAAAAACUAGUGAAUAAAAUUGGGAAAUAAUCUGAUUUUAGUUCCAACAUUCCUCUUCCUUUCACCCAUUUACAACUAUUGAUAUUGAUCAGACUAUAAUAAAUUAGCAGGAUAUAGGUUAAAUGGAUAUUGAUUCUUUUUUUUUUAAACCAGUUUCCUUAAUUAUAAAUGUCAAGUGACUUAGUAGUUUUUUUAACCCAUGAUCGGUGUAUGUUAUGUUUCUGUACUGUGCGGGCAAUUUAUAGCUUUUUGGAUGCCUUUGGAAAAUGUGAUUUUUUUAAAAUGCAAAUACUUUAGCUAGACCCCCAUAAAGUAUUUAUUUAUUGAAAGUAGAAUGGGUGGGGAAUCAUACUGGCUAUUUUGCUAAUGCUAUUUUAUACUCGGUGACCUUGACCUUGGAGUGGCCAAGAAUGAAGAAAAUAAUUAAAAGUUUUCUUUUCAAGUACCUCAAACUACAAUUUCUAAAAGGCAUAUUACUAUAAUGUUUAUUUAAUAUGAUAGCAUUUGUAUUUAUCUUUCAGCAAAUGUAAUAUUUGUAUAUGUUUUAGUUAUUAAUAGAUUUUUAAAAAAAAAUCUUCUGAUACCUAUAAUUGCGUUCAAGUAACAAAGCAGGACAUAAACAAUAUAAACAUUACUAAAUAGCAAGAAACAUAUAAAAUUUAAAAAGCUGCUAUAUAAAUAUUUAAUCCAUCAAAUGACAUAAAAGAAAACAUAUACAAAACAAAUCCAAUUAUUUUUUAUUGGUACAAAAUCAUCUGCAACAUAGUUUUGAACAAAUCCUGUCAUUGGGGCAUCGCCUACUCGUUCUAGGCCUAGGUCUAAAUUGUCUGAGCUUUCGCUUUCUGACCCAUUAUAAAAAUUUUCGGAAUGAUCAUUGUCUUUGUGUGUGAUUGGAAAAUCAUCUUCCGAAUCACUUAAGUCAUUAACUAAGAAGAAUUAUCAAAAAGAUUCCUAACUGAUUUAUUUUGUAAGCCAGAUGGUCCAGCUAUGCCCUCAUCCAUUUCCCAUAAAUCUUCUUUCACAAAAUUGCUUGAUAAAGAUUGUUGUAAAAAUAACUCCAAAGUUUACAAAAAGGACACAGAAGAGCGAAAAACAGAAGUUUAUUUAUUAUUAAAAGGAAGUAGUUUUAUUUAGUGUAAAAUAUUGAACUGGAAGUUGUUCUUUAAACACAAUUUUUAUCGGCCGAUAAAACCGGCUGACACAGUACAGGAAGAGGAAAUCGGCCGAUUUAAUCAGGCGACCACAGUUCGUGGGUUAAAGGAUUUCAUCUGUUGUUAAUUUAUUCUUAUUUCAAUAAAUUUUUAUUUUAUGCUGAUCUGGCUUUGAGUUUGAACCAUGUUAAAUUUCACCAGUAAUUUAUUUUUACCAGUGAUAGACCGUGAUAAUGAGAUCUGUAUUUUCAUUCAAUAUAAAUUAAUAUCUAUAGCAAAUACACGUCUGCAAAGUGACAGCAGAUUGCAAUAUAAAUAUCUGCCAUCUACUUUUAGAAGUUAACUUUUUUGAUGCCAGCUUAACUCAAUCCCACUAGACACAUGAUUGGAGCAGUGAUUGUAUUCACUGUAUGUUUAUUGACUAUUAAUUUGCUGCAUUGUAAGGACUUGAGACGAUGUCCAAUUUUAGGAGUUUGAGGGUCAACAGGUCUGGAUGACCACUACAUUUGUUGUGUUCAUGUGUUGAGAUGACCACUGCACCUGUUUGACUUGCUUUCAUUUCAGAUCAUUCAGUUAAACAAAGAUGUGGAGAGAGUCAAGUUGGACCAGCAGAAACUUGACCAUGAACUUGAUUUCAUACAGUCCCAGCAGAAUGAACUUGAAGAUCUCUUAACUCCCUUGGAGAAAAACUUGGACAAUAUGCCACCAAUAAGUUACCAGCAGCACGCAGAUGUGGAGAGGGAACACACGUAAGAUUUUUCAACAAUAUUGAUUGCUGUUUUAAAAUGUAAAAUUCUAGCGGAGACUGGCUGAAAUACUAGUUAUUACAUACAGGGUUCCCGCGGCCUCCUGAAAUUCCAGGAGCUCCUGGAAAUCUCCUGGAAUUUGAAAAAAAAUGAUAAAAUCCUGGAAAACUCCUUAAAUUUUAAAAUUUCUCCUAAAAUGUCCUGAAAUUUUUGUUUCCACAGAGGGAGGGGUAAAAAAAAUCUUGUUCGCGAUAGUUAUUUUAUAAAUUAAUAUUACCUCUAUAUUCAAUUCGUAGUCUAUUUUUAGCCAUUCAUUUAUCAAAACGAGUUUGCCAUAAUAAUUGUGGUUUCCCCUUAACUGCGCAUGCGCUUUACGAGUUUCGGAUAUGAAAUGUCGUACCGUAAUGCUUUGAUAGACAAGAAGUUUUUUCGUUCCGUUCAGUUCGCCGUUCAACUAAUUUAUUUUGCAAAGUAUAGUGUAAAAUACAGUAAAUAGAUAUUUAUCUGUAGUUAUUUAAAUUUUUGGUAACCAUUAUUAGUAUUAUGAAUAGAAAACUACGCGCCCGAUCGCUGUAUAAUUUGACUAAGCUUAGCCUAUUUUUUUUUUUAAAGUUGAAGUUUUGUUAGUUUUACCGUAGGUUGUCUAAACUGGAGAAAGCGUAGUUUUAGUUUUGGGGUCAUUUUCCGAAGUUUUCAAAAACAAAAAUUAACCUACUUAUAUAGUAGUUUUAAAGGAGUACAAUUGAUAUGAAUAUGUGAAUAAAGUUUAAGUCUUUAUCUGACGAAUUAUCUUACUUUUAUGUCUUUAACACGAGUUUGAAAAGUAUCAGUUUUGACCAUUAUAUUAUACGGCGUUUUCGCGAGUAUGGUGUUGCAAAGGCUCGCGGCUGUUACAGUUUGCAAAGAAGAUGAAUUUGAUUUUUAUUUAUAAAUAUUAACAAAAGGUAGUAAGUAGUAGGCCUUUUUUAUAAUAAUUAUAUUGACACAUAUUUUUUUAAACAUAGUUUAUAGUGAGUGCUAGGCCUUUUUGUAAGUUAAGUUUAGUUAGGCCUUCUAAAUAGGAGAAUACUCAAUAAAAAAAUUAAGUUAUGUUAUGUUAUUUUUGCAUGUUGUAGCAUAGUUUACGAUGACUUCAAAAAUGACUUCGGAACUUCAUUUUAAAGUUAUUAAAACUAGCUGAUGCAACCAUUGAACUUUACAUAGUUAGUCCUUAUUUAUACACGUAGUUAAAAAUUAAAAAUUAAGUGAUGCACCCCUGUGCUCUAGGUAUAGGCCUACUUUGCGGUAUUAUAAGCAUAGUUGGAAAAGGGGGGGGGGGGGUAUUCCCAAAAUAAAAAAAAAAAGUGGUUUCUUGGUCGCUGACCCAUUCCCUUGUUUAAAAUCCGGACUAAGCCGUUACAUAGGCAUAUGCCUAUAUUAGUUUCUCUUCUGACUCUGUAUUAUUAUUAAUUUAGUACCAGUAUAGCUUAUAAUAUAGUCAAUAUUAUAGACCUAAUAUGAUAAUAAAUUAAUUCUAUUUUAUCUCACUAUUCAAGGUCUAGGGUAAAUAAAUGCCCAACGGUUCCUUUGAGGACUGAUAAUUAAGAUAGCAAUACUGAUUGAACCAGCCAUCACUGCUACUCUAUACUAGAUAUUGACUUUGAACUGAGUCAAUCCCAAGCUAGUGGCUAGUGUACUGGAGUUCUAUCCCCAGAAAAUGCCUAGAAAAGCAAAAACAUCACCAGCAUGCCGGGUAGAUGGAAUUCGUUAACUUUGAAUGGCAACUCAACUUGGAAAAGGAAAACUAUGAAAUCAAACCCGGAGAUGGAGACCCGUAGAUGUUAUGACAUUGACUCAAUGAAAAUUCUGACAAAAUCCUAUGACGUAGAAAGCAUAAAGAGCAUAGUGAAACACACACACACUCAAUCUGGUAAUCUACUGCAUCCUGAUCUAUAUCCAGUCGUCUUGACUAAUCUUACCAUUGAAUCAAAUAGGCAACGACGAGAGAGUGGCUCUGGCGAAUUGAGCAACUCUCCCUAAAUUUCAACAAAAUACAGCUCACGUCACGUCUUAGGGAUCUUUAUGAGUACAGGAAAAAACAAAAAUACUGUAAAUAUAUGAAGUAUAUUUGCAGGACAGUUCUCGGAUGCCAUGAAAAUUAGGGGAAAAUGAUCAACAAUGAUAAACAACAAUCAUCUGAGUCUUCCUCUAGUUCAACUUCAGUUUUUUCACCUACCUCGGGUGUCCACUUUUGCAACUUCCUAGUCAAGCUCCUAGGUUAUGUGUAUCUUCGGAAAUAAAUAUGACUUACUUGUGAAUAAAAUGGAUUAUCUUAUAACUUUAUUAGUUGUUUGUUAUCCAACAUCAAGUACAUCUUAUUCUUAUAAAAAACCAAGUUACUCAAUUGUAUGUGAACUCGGGGCCAGAAUAUCUAUACCGGUACAUACCUAAAUCAAAUAAUUGCUAUAGCAUUGGCAAUCCUUAGAGUAAGUACCGGUACUAUAUAAGUGCAUUUAUGUCCUGUUACUACAAAAAAAUUGUAUAAGCGUACAGGGUCUCUCCGUUUUUUACUCUUUAAAAAAUGUCCAGGAAUUUUGUAUUUUCUCCUGGAGUUUGUUUUUAGAUUUGGUGCAGGAACCCUGUACAUAAAGCUUGAAUUCUGUCAACAUUUUAUGAAUGAUUUUAAAACUAAUCUUUGGUUAAAUUCAUCAAAAGCUGACAAAGAAAAGCAUAAAUUAUAAUCUGUCAUUAAUUUGUGGAUGUAAUUUAUUUGGUGUGUUAAUAACUUAGUAAUAAUUUUAAAUUUAAAAUGUCAUUUUCAGGUAUAUGUUGGCUGAAAGUUUAGAUGCACAGCUCAAACGUAUGGGCCAAGAUUUGAAGGAAAUCAUCGAACGUCUCAACUCCACCAAUUCUAAACCUGACACGAAUGAUCCUGUAAGCUACUUGAAUUUUAUUUUUUGGGUUCUUAAUCACAGUAACAUGACAUUGGAGGAAGGAAAACGGGCCUUUGUGUUGGCUAGGGAAACCAAUGGUUUGCAAAACCAGGCCUUUGUGUUGCCUAUGGAAACCAAUGGUUUGCAAAACCAGGCUAUUUUGUUAGCUAGGGAAACCAAUGGUUUGCAAUACUGUUACUCAAUUAACCUUGACUAAUACCAUUUUUUUGUCAUGUCUGACAGUUCUUAUUCGAUAGCACUAAGAUAAAUUAUUGUUUCAUAUCGUUACUAAGGUACAGCAGAUCACCAAAAUAUUGAAUGCUCAUGUUGUGUCUUUGAUGUGGAUUGACAGAAAUUCAGGUCAGUCUGUUCAAAUC